Messenger RNA from Colletotrichum destructivum, 2252 nucleotides. RefSeq lists its product as uncharacterized. NCBI's taxonomy places the organism in Eukaryota, Fungi, Ascomycota, Sordariomycetes, Glomerellales, Glomerellaceae. The coding region runs from base 267 to 2252 and encodes 661 amino acids. The record is from RefSeq and is a predicted model, not a curated record. The transcript is spliced from 2 exons.
GUAUAAUUUGAAAGCCUCCUCCAUUGCUGCGGUCCUACUGGAAAAUAUUCCAAGCUCGCUUCUACUUUUACGCAAACAGCAAGAAUAUGCUGUGUAAAUUUAUCAUCUUACAUUAGCAGACGUCUAUGUAGCCAAAAAAAAAGCCGCGAAGCCGCAACGACCUAUUCAGAGCUUGUUUUACACUCUACUACUAAAGAGUUAUUAAGUUCUCUUUAGAAGCCUUCUGGUCUGCUCAAGCCCAACUCAAGUAACUACUUCUCCAACUCAUGUACGUUCGUUUCAAGUUAAUCCGCCUUAGACAUCAAUCUGCAUCAAUCACGCAACGUCAACAAAUCAACAUGCAGCACUCGUACCGGGUUCUUCACACUUGGAUAUGGGAACUCCUGUCGGUUGCUCUUGCAAUUGGGCUUCUAAUCGCUAUUGCCGCUUUACUAGCAUUGCACGAUGGGAAGCCAGCACCCGACUGGGGUGCUCACAUAAACCUAAACGCCCUGCUCGCUUUUCUCUCCACAAUCCUCCGGGCUAUGCUUGUCGUUGUCGUCUCUCAAGUUAUAUCUCAGCGGAAGUGGGACUGGUACAGCAGAGGGCGUGCUCGCCCUCUGUCCGACUUCCAACAAUUCGACUCCGGUAGCCGCGGGAGUCUUGGUGCCCUGCUACUAAUACCAACUAUUUUGUGGAAAGACCUAGUGGCUCUCAUCGCCUCAGUCGUUUUACUGGCCUCAUUUCUUGUUGGCCCAUUUGUUCAGCAAGCCAGCCGUACGAUGGAGUGCUCGUUUGCCGUACCGGGUCUGAACGCGUCACUUCCUUCUGCUCAUUUUGUUCCACGUCGGGGCUAUUUUACCCCUGACAGCAGCUACAACUUUGGCAAACCUGAACUAGGCCAUAUGAUGAUGGUCAUAUCUGCUACGACAGAAGCGGAUAGUGUCCAGAACAAGAUGAGCGCCAGCUGCUCAACUGGAAACUUCGGCAUGUGUAGUGAAUGUGUAGACGUCUCACCCCUCGUUUCAAUCAACGAAGACGGCGAUAAAACUUUACCGAACGGCUUUAAUCUCUCAAGCUAUGAGGGCGAUGCUGGGUCGAAAAUAUCUCUCAUAAAACCAACCCCCGACCUUGCUUGGAUGGGAGACUUCCUGACCCCGCAACAUAGAGCCUUAUCUCGGUGGGCUUAUAUCAAUAUCACCUACCUCAAAUCCAAUAUCAGUUCGACAGCAGCAGUUUGUAGUUUAUAUCCAUGCCUACGGACGUACACUGCUUCUGUUACCAACGGUCAACUCUCGGAGAAACAAAUUCGGUCAGACUCCAUGCAGGCGGCACCUCUGUUCGAUACAGUGGGCAGCCUACCACCAAUUUCAAACAGCCUGACCAACCAAGAUCUCGUUUAUACUACGGUCAAGUCCCCAUGUCGGGUGGAUGGACACGUAUACGACAUAUUGAACAUGUCUUCCCAUCCUGAUACGACUGAUUUAGUUCUUUACGACUUCACUGACAAUGGCGGACCUUCACCCUACCGGUACACUUUCAAGAACAUCAGGGCCCCAGAACAUUGCAUCUAUCGUCAACAUCCGACAUUUGUAAUAGCAAUCUCCACAAUACUCAAUUCUGAGAUAUUUGAUGGAUAUUGCCAAUGGUACAAGGGUACUACAUGCCGCAAAAUCCUGGGAAGUGGAAAACUUGAAAACCUGGGGGCAGAAGCGGUAUUACAGGCGUUCCAAAAACCAGAAGAAUUGCAAUUCUCCGACAUCACUCGCUGGUUCACAUCGUUUGCAGACGCCAUGACCAACAGAUAUCGUUUCGAUUACGGAACCACAAACGAUGAUUGGCGAAGUUACAACAUUAAAGACAAAGAUAUGCGCAAGGGAGAGAUUCGAGGCCUGGCAUGGCAGACAACAGUUUGUGUUUCCAUGCAAAGGGAAUGGCUGCUAUUGCCUCUCUGCCUCACGCUGGUCAUAGCUGUUUUGUGUUUCUGGACGAUUGCUACAGAUUGGCGGUACCGUCACAGCAGGCCUGUCUGGAAGGAAAGUAUUCUACCGCUGAUCUUCUACGGCUAUAAGAUCAAAUCUCAAGGCUCCGGGCUUUUGCAACGCCAGCCUCCCGAAGAUAACCUGGGUGAAGACCAUGCGGGCCUUAUGGAGCGAGAGAGUAGCCUGCUGGAAGCAAGUGAGUUGAAGACUAUCAGUAGUCAGAUUCUAGUCAGAUUCCCAUUGCCAGAUAGUAUAGAGAUGUUAGAGGCGCGGCAGCCACGGGGUAAUUAG